AUUAGAAAUUUAAACUUAACGCAAAACCAAGCCCUCCUGUCUGGCGAACAGUGGACGGACUCGAAAGGAGAAAAGUACCUUUUUUUAUUGUUUCUUUCAAUGCACAAGGGUGUGAAAGAAAAAACACGUUGGUGACAGUAUUUACGUUGGAUACAGUGAUCGGCGCUUUUUUGUUGUGUUUUUGGUUUUUUUUUUCCUGAAUUAGAUCUGUCGUGGCUGAGCCUACCUUCUGCCUUCCCUCUCGGAGCGUCAAGGUUCCUGCUGCACACAUCUGGUUUUUGUUCUCUUUUCGAGCAGGAUUUUCAUUCUGGUGCUUUUUGGAUAUCAAAGUUGUCUGGAAAACAUUUUUUUUUUAAUUAUUACUAUAACAGGAAGGCUGAUACCAUUCUUAGCUGUUGCAAAAAAAAUAAUCCUAUAUGUAUAAAGCUCUCUUCAAAUAUCUUUUGUUUGCUAUAAGUUCCUGCGUUGCUUGUAUAAGCAAAUCUGUUCCGAGAAGACUUUAUCAGCCGGUCGCAGCUCUGGGAUUUUCUUUUUCCUGUUAAGAGGCUCGGACAGGCUGGUGUGCUGAGACACGGGGACUCCUGAGCACGUAUGUGAGAGGUCUUGGAGGUUGCCUGGCCGGGGUUCAUGGUGGGCUCUGCUCCUCCGCUCCCGGCGUUUUGGACAAAAUGUACGAACGCCACAAGAGGCGAUACAGCCUGUGCGACAUUUCCAAGGUGGACAGGACUGUAGAUGUUGUGUUGUUAAAGAUAAACCGCGAGAGCUGGUGUUCGCUGGAGCCAUGUCCCGAUUCUUCCCUGCUGGAGCGCAAGCGGACGCAGGAGUCUCCAGAAUGUGAGAAUUUCUUGGAGGAUGGGCUGAGUAGCGUCUGCACCUCGUCACAAGGUGUCCUUAAAAGAGAGUCCGGGAGCGAGUCUGACCUCUUCCCUUUGCCUGGUGAUGGGAUGGAAGACCUUGUCUUUGGAAAGCAGCCUGAAGAGGAGCAGUCUGCAUGCGAUGUCACCAGCUCCAGUUCCUCUGCAGAUGACACUAUGUCCCUGGAGAGGAACUCAUCCCUGGGCAGCGACACGUCCCUUCCCUUCCCACCGACAGUGAACUUCAUCCAGCCCAAGGACGGGCACAGCCUGGAUGGCAGCUGCACCAACAUGGUGGCCACAGAGGGAGAGAAGGAAGAGGAGCUGGACAGUAUCACGGAUGUGCCCACUCAUUCCUCCGUCUUACGGAACUCCAUGCGACCGCUGUCACCUUUCCGUCGACACAGCUGGGGGCCAGGGAAGAACGCCACCAACGAAGCAGAAAUUAAUCAGAGAAGUUCAAUGCGAGUUCUGGGGGAUGGUAUAAAGAAGCCUCCCAUUCAUAGGAGAAGUUUGAGCUGGUGUCCCUCUGGUGUACAAUUCAUUGCCAUGGGUCCUGACUUUACUUGUAGAAGUUACAGCCUAGAAGGCCUUACUGGAGACUCUGAUGAGAACAAGAAGCCCUCUGGAAACUUGGAGGCUUCUUCUCUGAGCUCCAAAGACCUCAGACGGAGUCCGCUUGCCAACAAUCAGUGCGGGUCCCUGGUCUUACUCUCUGAAGAGCUCGAGCAGAGGGAAAUCAGAGACUAUGAUCACCAGAUGCAUCAAACAUCGCAGCCGCAAGGAUUUAAUUUCUGUUCUUCCGCUGUUUCAUCUCCACUGACCAAAUCUAUGUCUCUAAUGUCAAUUAACAAACCAGUACCAGACAAUACGCAGGUGUUCGUCGGCCCUCCGGGUUCCUCAGUUCAGAGCAUAUCUGAAGAGAGCAGCAGUGUCCACACUAGUAAAGGUGGAACGAAAGUCAGUCGCACCUUCAGCUACCUCAGGAAUAAAAUGUCCAGCAGCAAGAAGAGCAAAGAAAAAGAGAAAGAUAAAGAGAAGACUAAAGAGAAGGACAAAGAUUCCAAGGAGAAGGAAAAAGAUAAGAAGCUGUUAAACGGACAUCUCUUCACUGCAACUUCUGUUGUAGCCCAAGCAACCUGUUACCACUGUAUGAAACCUUUCAAUAAGGAUUCGUACUACUGUGCAAACUGCAAUGCAAUUGUUCACAAAGGCUGUAAGGAGAGUUUUGCUUCUUGUGCAAAGGUCAAAAUGAAGCCACAGAGAGGGAUGCUGCAGGCCCAUGAUACCUCUUCAUUACCCACAGUAACCAUGAGAAACAAAAGUUCACAACCAAAGGAGCGCCCUCGCUCUGCAAUACUUGCUCCUGAUGAAAACACCAUAACCUCAAUAUUCAAUAACAGGAGAUCACAACAGACUACGGCACUUUCAAAAAGUGUCUCAAUACAGAACAUUGCAGGAGUUGGGAACGAUGACAGCUUAUUACACACUUGGAAAUUCCUGUCGCAGUCAACAGACUCCUUACAUAAAAUCAGCCGGGUGAAUGAAUCCAUGGAGUCACUGGUUGAUGAAGGUGCAGACAUGAAUGAAGGACAGCUGAUGGGAGACCUGGAAUUAGAUUCCAAGCAGCUGGAGGCAGAGUCCUGGAGUCAAGUAGUGGACAGCAAGUUCCUACAGCAGCAAAACAAAGACGUUGUCAAACGGCAAGAUGUCAUUUACGAGCUAAUGCAGACAGAAAUGCAUCACGUCCGCACCCUGAAGAUCAUGAACGAUGUAUACAGUGCAGGGAUGUUAAAGGAACUGCAGUACGAUCAACAAGUUGUGGACAAGAUCUUUCCCUGCCUGGAAAACUUGCUGCAUAUCCACAGUCACUUCUUCCAGCGGAUUCUGGAAAGGAAGAAGGAGUCGUUGGCAGACAAAAGUGAAAAGAACUUUGUUAUCAAGAGGAUAGGUGACAUCCUGGUGAAUCAAUUCUCCGGUGAGAAUGCGGAGCGAAUGAAGAAAACAUAUGGGAAAUUCUGCGGGCAUCACAAUGAGGCAGUAAAUAACUUCAAAGAUCUGUACGCAAAGGACAAGCGGUUUCAGGCAUUUGUCAAGAAAAAAAUGAGCAGCUCCCUGGUGAGGCGUCUUGGGAUUUCUGAAUGUAUCUUGUUGGUAACACAGAGAAUCACAAAGUACCCGGUCCUUUUACAAAGGAUUCUGCAGUACACCAAAGAAAAUGAAGUGGAACAUGAAGACCUGACUCAGUCAUUAAACCUUGUUAAAGAUGUCAUCGCUGCAGUCAAUAGCAAAGUCAGCAAUUACGAAAAGAAAAUGCGUCUUGGUGAGAUUUACAACCGGACAGAUAGCAAGUCCAUCAUGAGGAUGAAGAGUGGCCAGAUGUUUGCAAGAGAGGACUUGAGGCAUCGGAAGCUCAUCCGAGAUGGGCCUGUUUCACUGAAAAAUGCAGCUGGCCGGUUAAAAGAAGUCCAGGCUGUUCUUCUCUCUGACGUGCUCGUAUUCCUUCAGGAGAAGGACCAGAAGUAUGUCUUUGCCUCACUGGACCAGAAAUCCACUGUGAUCUCUCUGAAGAAGCUGAUCGUACGAGAAGUGGCUCAUGAAGAGAAGGGUUUGUUCCUGAUCAGUAUGGGUGUAAAAGAUCCCGAAAUGGUGGAAGUCCAUGCCAGCUCCAAAGAAGAGCGUAACGGCUGGAUACAGAUCAUUCAAGACACAAUGAACACCAUGGAUAAAGAUGAAGACGAAGGAGUCCCUUGUGAGUCUGAGUUUGAAAAGAAAUUGUCGGACGCAAAAGUGAGAGGACUGAAAGAACAACUUCAGCAGAAGGAUAAGCAGAUCCUCCUUUUGCUGGAGGAGAAGGCUAAGAUCUUCCGGGACAUGGCAGACAGUCCUGUGCAGGAGGACAUGCCAGGCUCCAGGCUGCUCUUCAGAGCCAACACAGAAGAGGCACCAAAAGGAGAGGCCAUUAUGAAAACCGCAAUAAAUGAAGUUGAACUGCUGCAAGACCUGGUGAACAGGAGCCUGGGCACUGCCCUCGGACAGCAGGUCAGCAGCACCGCCAUGGAACAAGAAGGAGGAGUUGGCCCCAUCUCUCUCCCUAGAAGGGCAGAAACUUUUGGAGGAUUUGACAGUCAUCAGAUGAACUCCUCCAAGUGUGGAGCGAAAGAUGAAGGCGACGAUGCUCAGGACCUUCGGAGAACAGAGUCAGACAGCGUUUUAAAGAAGGGUGGAAAUGCUAAUCUGACGUUCAUGUUGAAAAGGAAUAACGAGCAGGUCCUCCAAAGCAUUACCAGCCUCCAUAAGCUGCUCAGUGCUUUGCAGGGCGUCGUGCUGCAGCAGGACACCUACAUUGAGGACCAGAAGCUGGCCCUGAGUGAGAGGGCUCUGACCCGAAGCUUCUUCCGGCCGACCUCGCUGCUGGAGCAGGAGAAGCAGCGCAACCUGGAGAAGCAGCGCCAGGAGUUGGCCAACCUGAAGAAGCAGCAGACACAGCACCAGGAGGAGAGACGGAGGAGAGAGAAGGAGUGGGAAGUCCGGGAGAAGGAGCUGGUGGAGCAGGAGGCCCACCUGGCCCAGCGAGAGGAGCAGAUCCAGAGAGGGUGGCAGGAUCUUGAGCGGGAGCGAGAGGAGCUGCAGGUGAAGAAGGCCUCCUACCAGCUCGACCUGGAGAGGCUUCGCACGGCACAGAAGCAGCUGGAAAGGGAGAAGGUGCAGUUCAAGCAAGAUGUGGAACGAUUAGCUCAAAUGCGGCAGGAACCUGACCACAACCAGGUUUCAAAUCUACAUGAGAAACUUGCAAGAGUCCCCUCCCAGUCCAGCAUCGAUGACUCCUCCAAGCAGAAAAGCCCUUCCCUUCCUAAACAAGGGCACUUUGAUGCAGAACUGUCUGUCUCCCCCAAAAGGAACAGUCUUUCAAGGACACACAAAGAGAAAAGCACUUUCCAUUUGCUUAGCACAACAAACCAGACUAACAAGGCAGCUGAGGAACAGCCCCAGAUGCCUACCCGCCUCUUCAGUUUAGCCAAACCAAAGGACAAGAAGGAAAAGAAGAAAAAGGGCAGAGGACAUCGCUCCCAGCAGUCUGAUUCUCAUUCAUCAGAAGCACCUCCAGAGGGUGAGGAGAUCUUCUGCUGAGCAUGGACGGUUCCAUCGGUCACUCUCAGCAUUGGUACAGUGGACAUCUCCUUGCCUGCAUCUGACAAGCAUCUGGAGGUUUUAAAUAAAACAUGUUAUGAAGUCUGUUAAGUGGUGGGAGAGGGCCUCUCUCCUGUGGUUUUGCGUGAAUUCUCACCGCAGAGGCUGACUACAUGGCAAAUAGUACCGUCUCUCUGUGCAAACCUUGGGUUAAAUGGAUUGGGAUAGAUGUUUUCUGUCUCUUCUUACUACUAAGGGAUGAGAGAACAUAGCCUUAAGGGGUCUGUGCCUUCAAAUUCCCCUUUUCUGGGGAACGUAACAAAACCCAAGCAUUUAGUGAAAGAUUAGGACUCUACAAAUGGUGCGUACACACUGGCAUAUAUAGAUAUACUGUAUAUAUACAUAUAUGUAUCUAUGUAUCCACUGGGAUAUGCUUACAGUCUGUACAGCCAAGCUUAGCUCGGCCCAUGGGGAUAGAUGAUACCUGAUGACUUUCAGGGAGCGUGUAGAUAUUAAAUAUCUUGCCCAUACUGCUCCAGGUGUAACGCCAUGGACUUGCACGCUCCUUUUGUGCUCAUGGUAUACGGACUGUUUGGUUUCAGAAAGGUACCUUACACCAGGAAGCAGUAACAGCAUUUGAAACAAAAAUUCAGAGGGGAAAAAAAAUAAAGUUGAAAGUAAUUCUGAAAGAUUUCCAUGAGGCAGAGGAUUUAAAUGUCAAACUGUUUCCAGAAUCAAGCAGAACGUCUUUGGAUAUGUUUAAAACGAUGCAGAAAAGAGAAAUUUGGUAGGCUUGUAAGGCAACCCCAGGGAGUCAGAACAGACAGUGUUCAAGUGGGAACAACUCUAAGCAACUUUUUUUUUAAUGCAAUCUCUUUGAGCUCCAGCUCACUCCUUCCCGUACCCUAAGUAAAGGUGAUUUUUUUUUUUUUUCCUGCCAGAGUAUAGUUCUCCAGUUGCUUUGACACCCUUUCAUUACAAGCCUGGUGACUUACUGGAGAGAUGGCUGAAAAUCUGCUUUUAGGGACCUUUGUUCUGUUGUUUGUAUUUUUUUCCCCCACUUUUUGUGUUACCGUUGGGCUUCUGUUUCUCUGGAUUUUGUCAGCUUCCCUGGCUCGUUUCUAAGGCAGAAUGAGACAACAGCAGUUUUCAGAGCCACUUCAGUGAGACGUCAUAGCUCAGGGGACCGAGUGCGGUGAGCAAACUCCAAAGAGGCAGCUCCUAGUCCCUCUGCCUAUACAGUGCCGUGCGCUUAUUAACCAUUUCUGGGGAGACGAUACAUUCUCAUGGACAGCAACGCUGUGGGAGAGGUCUGAAGGUCUAGUGUGGCAGGUCCCCUUCUGUCGCCGUGGGCUCUAGGUGAAAGUGUCCCCGCAUUGCCAUCAGCAGAAGGGGCAGGUCUGAGGGUGGCUCCUUCUGUGCCGACUGUGAGGUGUGUGUACAGCUGUUGAAUACAGGGAUGUCUUCAGCAGGGGAAGAGAAAUGAAGCGAGCCAAACUUUUUUCCAAAAUUAUUGUUCUUCCAAACCCUCUCAGGGGAAUUGCCUGAGCGGAUUUGUAAAUGGUUACGAGAUGCUAUCAGCUUCAAAAUAGCUCAAGGGUUUGCUCAGAGUUUGAAACUGUCAAGUGCAUUUCCUUGCCUACCAGUUUUUCUUCAAGAAAAAAGAAAUAUUUCUCUUCUUGCACUAUUGUUUGAUUUCAGUUUGCGCUCUCUGGCUUCUCACAAGCUAGUAACCUGCAGCAGUUUUCAGAGCUCGGUGCUGAUGAGUAUCAGCAGCAUUGAUGGUGAGGUGGAUGCUUAGACUGGUCUGUCUUCGUCAGUGCAGGAAUCCUAAACUGCCUGCUUGCUUUUGCAGCUCUCUAAACUAUUAAGACUAAAAAAAAAAAAAAAAGGAAGAAAGAAAGGAAAAAGGUUUGAGAUUUAUUUUUAUUUUGCUUUUUUAAUAUUAUUUGGUGCUUGUUCUUAAUUGCAAGCAGGGCUUGCAAAAAAUAUUUAUCUUUCUGUUUAUUUGAAAGAGUUCUUUUUUUAAAAAGAAGUUUACUUGGUUUUAUUUUUUUAUUUCUUUUUACUUUUUAUUUUGCUUUUGUUUGGGGGUUUGAGGGAUGGUUUGGUUGGGGUUUUUUUUCCUUUUUUGUUUUGUUUUUUUUUGUUUUUUUUUACCAAGAGAUUGGUAAACCAAAUAUUCUUAUCUCCCUGGUUACUACAAAACCAGGGUUUGGGCGGUGCUGCUUAGCAGCCCAUGCCAUGCCCAGAGUUAGAAAAUUUCACCUGAGAGCUUUGUUUAAGGCAGAGCAUCUUUGGGCCAAAAAAAGUCUGGAAAAAGAAGCAGUGACUUUGGACAAGACUCCUACUAUCAGUUAGUUUCUUGUUUAAAUAUUUUUGUUGAAGUUUUCUCAUACCUCUUGGAGACAAAGGAAAAAGCAAAGCAUGGAGCAUCUGGCAGUGAUGUGAGGGUCAGGUCCCUUGUCCAGGGAGAUCCAGGCAGCUCUUCUCCUGAACCCGAAAGGAGCCGGAGGAAGCAUGUGCUGGUGUUGUGGUGUUAUCUUUUUCAUAAGAAAAACACCAUUUUCACAAAAUAAAUUCUGCCCUGCUAUUUGUACAUCUGUGAAAAUGAAUGUGCCAAGCUGAAAUUUUUGGAAACCAAAGCAGUGCAUGGUUCAUUUACUGUUGUGUAAACAGAGAUCAUGUCCCCGGUAUUUCUGAAAGUUCCCCUCAGCCUGUAAUAACCCUUGCCAGUAUGAGCUUUUCUUUUCAUCCCGCUGUCUUUUCCCUAGUCCUGACACAUCUUGAAUUCGUGACACGGGAAUGUCCCAUGGCUCUGAGAAGGGCGUCAAAAGGGAGAUGUGUGACCCAGGGCAGCAGGGCAGAGUCUCUGCCUGGCUUGACCAUCUCUUCUGACCUGUGCAAAUCAAAAUGAGCAUUCAGUGCCCUAAGUGAAAAUAGUAUUUGCUAAGUGAUCUCCUGAGGUCCCCAUGGUUCCUUGUCAAAGAAACCACAGGUGGGAGUCAGAAAUACACUGACCAGAAAUAGUGCAUAUCGAAACUGUUUGUGUCUUAAAUUCUGGUGGACAGACCUUUGUCCCUGGAAGAUGUAUGUUACUGUAUGAUUCACUUUUUUGGAAUGAAGCCUUUACUCCCACACUGCUUCCUCCAUCUUUCACCUUUAGGAAGGCAAGGGCUUGUUUUUAUCUCGUCAGCCUUUUAUUUUUUCCCUCUCAGGUUUUCUUUGGAAAGGCUUGGCAUAGGUUCCCAGAGUCGGAUUCCCACUCUGAUCCCUGCAGGUUGCCUGGGGUUGUCUGCUAGAGUAUGGUCCCAGCUUUACAGCACCAAAGCCUUUCCUCUUCCUGGCCUUAAAAUUGCGUUUACUCCAGUUCCAUGCCUGGCAUCCAUCCUGCAGUUGAUGAAAGCACAUUAUUUCUUCAGCCCAGCCUGAUGCUGUAUCUGGUUCCCAGAGCCGGUCCCUGGAUCCCAUUUGGAGCACUCAAACCACCCCAUUUUGCAUUGGGUUCCUGGGACACAGAGCAGGUCCAAAAAUGUCUGUGUGAAGCCCGUAUUGCUGGAGGGAGAAGAAGAGGGGAAAAAUCAGACUUUCUUUUCUUGGGCUUUUCUUUGCCUGGUCUUUAUCACUGCCACAGGGAAGUGGGAGCGCAGGCUCAGAUGAAGUACAAACAUGAUCAGUAUUACCUGGGGGUGCCAGAAUGCCCCUGCGAUAGAGAGCAGCUGUAGCAAAUGGUGUGAGACUUGAUGGAGUUGUGUGGGGUUGGCCUUAGCUUCUUUCAAAUGAAGUGAUCAUCUCAACAUGUGACUUGAUGUCAGUUUGAUGCCAUAAAGCACUUUAAAUGAAACUGGUCUUGUCCCUUUUUAUUUUGGUUACGUGGAGACAAUCAGCUUUGCCAUUGUUCCCCGCUCCGCAUCCCCAGCAAAAUCUGAGCUGCAAGUAGGCAUAUUCCUGGUUUGGCUUUGCCCCAGGAGGGGAGGAAGGGCCAAGCUUUUUGUAUUAUUUUUAGACCAAAGUGGGUGUGAAUCCGACUACAGUCCCACUGCAGACAGGGUGAGUGGCAGGACCAGAGAACUGGCUUCUGAUGGCUCAGGUAUAUCCCCCCCCAGAGAGCCCAGGCCAGCAUCACUAUCAUCUUCCUCACAGCGGGUAGGGAAGCAGUCCCACCAGUGGUUUGCCCUCCAUCUCCUUUUCUUUGGAGAAACUCGGAGCAAAGGAGAUGUGAGGGGGAUGCAACCAAAUAAGUGAAGCGAGGCCCUUUCCAUGCACUAAGUUAUUUACCUUCCAGGCCAUUGGGAGACCUCCCAGGUGCCAUCCCUGGAGCAGGAGCUCUCACUGCCACUGAGGGUGGACUCUUCUCUUCACUCUUGACAUUUGACCACUGCUGAGAAGCACAGUAAUGCCACUAGCUUGUGCAGAUUUGCAAGAGCAUCCAUAGAGUCUGAUCAUCUUUGCACCUUCCUUGAGGCACUAGGAUAUCUCAAAGCUGUUGCUGAAACACCCAAAUCCAGUUCUUCCAAAUGCCACCGAGUCCGAAGAGGUUCAUCAGGUGCCAAAUCCCAAGGAAGCUGUCUAGGAUAUCUGUGGCACAGGGCAAGGGAGGACUGGGCUGGGGGCACAAGAGAGUAUCUGCUAAAAUCCCACAAAACAUUCCUUGUUAACCAGAACUCUGGAAAUUAUACUGCCUGCUGGCCAGGUUUGGGAAUUUAACAUAAUUUAAGGCACCCUUUUAAAUAAAAACCUCCCCUGCUGCUCAUAACUCUUGCUUCAUUUGCCAGAAGGGGCAGCAAUCGAUGAUUCUUGAUCUGGUGAUGCAGCUAAGUUUUAAAGAUAGGCGAGCUGAACUGGCUUAAUCUCGUACACCUUGUGCUCUUGAGUGAUGGGAAGCGUAACGCUGGCUCCCUUCCCACCUGCGUUUCCAGGGCUGGGUGCCCUUUCUUUCCACAUGCAUUUCACUGACACUGAUGCUUCGCCCAGAUAUAUUCAGCUUCCAUUGCUUGGGAGGGAGGGGGGAACAGGACAACAUUCACUGCUUUGCAUACAGCUAUAAGCUUCGUAUGUAUUUAAGCUGUCUAUAGGUAUCCAUCCUUUCCAUGCUCUAAAGUAUUUUACUAU
Molecule: messenger RNA, 10097 nt
Organism: Grus americana (Whooping crane)
Lineage: Eukaryota; Metazoa; Chordata; Aves; Gruiformes; Gruidae
Gene: AKAP13
Product: A-kinase anchoring protein 13
Exons: 31
Coding region: 669-4985 (1438 amino acids)
Biological process (GO): positive regulation of canonical NF-kappaB signal transduction; adrenergic receptor signaling pathway; regulation of Rho protein signal transduction
Cellular component (GO): membrane; actin cytoskeleton
Molecular function (GO): guanyl-nucleotide exchange factor activity; MAP kinase scaffold activity
Source: RefSeq, a predicted model, not a curated record